GAACAUUAAACCCUUCUCCAUAGUCACUACUCACCACCUUACUUUCCCCCAAAUUUUCAGAUUAAAUUUGUGGUUACUUUUUCAGACUCUCAUUGCUCUUUGAGGGUUUUGUGGAAAAGAAACUGUCGAAACACUCAAAAUUCACCUCUUACGCGUUUAAACUCUCAAUUUCAUGGUAGUGUUUGGCAGCAUUGUCCGUAAUCUAAACCGAGAUUUAGAAAACAUGGAGUGCAAUAAAGACGAAGCCGUAAGAGCAAAAACAAUAGCUGAGAAAAAGUUUGAGCAGAGGGACUACGCUGGCUCCAAAAAAUUUGCACUGAAAGCCCAAGCUCUCUAUCCACAGCUUGACGGCAUUUCCCAAAUGCUAACAACCCUAGACGUGUAUUUGUCUGCCGAGAGGAGGAUAAAUACGCUGGUCGAUUGGUACGGGGUGCUUGGCGUGGACCCCACGACCGAUGACGAGACAAUCAAGAAAAAGUACCGGAAAUUGGCUCUUCUUCUUCACCCCGACAAAAACCCCUUGUCCGGUGCCGAUGGCGCGUUUAAGCUCAUUUCUGAGGCUUGGAGUCUUCUGUCGGAUAAAGCCAAGAGGUUGGCCUAUAAUCACCAAAUCGCGGGUUUUAAGGUGUCCCACCCAAAACCUCCUGCACAGACUAGUGUGGGCCCCUCUGCUGGUGGGCCUAGAACUGCCAGCCGCCAGGCCCAAAAUGGUGGCCCGCUGGCACCAAAGCUUGGAAAGAGAGAGCCUCCCGCUCCAAAAAUGCCGAAAAAGAGAUCAAAGACUGUGGCUGCCAAGUCAGCCCCUGCUCCUUCACCCAUUCCGAAAAAAGUCGAGAGUUUUUGGACCAUGUGCCAUGAAUGCAAGGUUAAGUACGAGUAUCACGUGAUGUACCGCAACAGUGUCCUUAGCUGCAUGGACUGCAAAAAGCCAUUUAUGGCUCACCAGAUACCUCGGCCUGCUGAGCUGUCAAGAAUUAAAAAGCCUAGUCACCGGCCGCCUGCGCAACAGCUGAACUCGAGCAAGAAGUGUAGUAAUGAUAAUAAUUUGGAUUCGCAGUCUGUUAUCUCCUGACGAGAAGUGGGUCCUGCCAUUUGCAUUUUGAUGUGUGUGUUUGGGGCCCACUUCCCAAGGAAGGAAUGUGGUUUGGAAAGGAAUAGAAAUCGAGAGUAGGACAAACGAAACAGGAAUCUUUUACGUUGCUUUGUGCAUGGCCCACAUCUCAGUUUAUCUUCCAUGUGGAUGAGGAUUCCUUCCGAGUCCUGUGCAGUCUCUUGGCUGGCCGACAAGACUUGGCUCCACCGGGUUUUUGUCGCAGGUGGUUUUAUGUUUUGAAUUGUUAACCUCUUUUGUUACAGUGAUGUUAAAUAUUCUAGAGUUGGAACAAAAUUUUGGAGAUGUUUCUCAGUUUGUAUCAGCAAGAUCUACAGAUCAGUUUAUACUUUCUAAAGUUGAGUGGCUAGGAUGUUUUUAAAGGUAAUUGUUGUUUUCUCGCCGAAAAAAAAAUGAAAAACAUAUAGUCAGCAAAAUCUUGUGCAUGAACGCAAAAAUUUAAGUAUGUUUCACGAUUUGUAUCACCAGGAUCCAUCGAUCAGUUUCUGGAGGUAAAUGGC
This is a messenger RNA of Striga asiatica, 1611 nucleotides long. Lineage: Eukaryota; Viridiplantae; Streptophyta; Magnoliopsida; Lamiales; Orobanchaceae. The record is from the annotation of a GenBank genome assembly.